AUGUUAAGGGAUUUGAAAAUCUUCCGACGAAACUCCGGGAAGAACCCUACCAACGGCGGAAACAAUGAGAAUCUCCCAGCGGAUCAGACCGUUUCAUCUGCUUCUCAAGAGGAAGCGGAUCCCUCAAGACCUCCUUUUAGCACAAUUCAAGAACCGUUUCGAAACCGUAACUUGGGAUUGGAUCAAGAAACUCAUUUUAGGAGGAGGAACCAAAAAACCCCUUCUAAGAGCCACACGAAAAAGCCGGAUCAGUUCUUCCAAUUAGGCACGCCGGAAAAAUUGGCAGUGGGUAAGGGCAGGUUUGGAUGGGUCCCCAAGAGCGAACAGCCAGAAUUGACUUCUCCGGAGAGCAGAGAUUAUUCGCUCAAUCAGGGACCAUUCCAGUUGCCACCCCCAGCACCGCUAAUGGCGAGCCAUCCGCUAAACAUUGGGAAUGGUUACUGUGCUGCUACUCCGCGCUCCUUUACAACUGGUGGGAAAGCCUCAUCGGUCCAUUCUGGUACAAGCUCGACGCAAAGCACGCCCACCAAGAGCGUUUCUAAGCCCAUGUUCAAUGGGGUUAGCAACUCUCGCGCUACACAGUGUGGAGGAACUGUAAGGGCGAUGAAUUUUUUGGUAUCUUCUAAAGGGAUACCAUUGUCAUCUGCAACUCCACCAGUUUAUGCUUCACCUGAAGUGCCUCAUUUCGAGCUCAAGGAGGACCCCUCCUUCUGGAUGGAUCACAAUGUACAGGUAGUGAUUCGAGUUCGUCCUAUCAACAACAUGGAGAGAAGUCUGUAUGGUUACAGUAGAUGCAUAAAGCAGGAAAGUUCACAAAAUAUCUCAUGGAUCGGACAAUCAGAAACUCGAUUUAUGUUUGAUUAUGUAGCAUGCGAAACUGUCAAUCAGGAGAUGCUAUUUCGAGUGGCUGGACUUCCAAUGGUUGAAAAUUGCAUGUCUGGAUAUAACAGCUGUGUGUUUGCCUAUGGACAGACAGGAAGUGGGAAGACACAUACAAUGCUUGGAGAGAUCAAUGAUUUGGAACUCAGACCAAGUGCAAACCGUGGAAUGACGCCACGAAUUUUUGAAUUCUUGUUUGCGCGAAUUAAAGCGGAGGAAGAGAGCAGGAGGGAUGAAAAACUUCAAUACAGUUGCAAGUGUUCCUUUUUGGAGAUUUAUAAUGAACAAAUUACUGAUCUCCUCAACCCUUCGUCCACUAACUUGCUUAUUCGAGAAGAUCCACGAAAGGGAGUUCAUGUUGAAAACCUUACUGAAUUUGAAGUUGAAAACGUUGUUGACAUUUUGAAGCUACUUAUUCAGGGUGCUGCAAAUAGGAAAGUAGCCGCAACGAACAUGAACCGUGAAAGCAGUCGCUCUCAUAGUGUAUUCACUUGCACUAUUGAGAGCAGGUGGCAAACAGAUUCAACCAGUACAUUGCGUUUUGCAAGGUUGAACCUUGUAGAUCUUGCAGGAUCUGAAAGGCAAAAAACAUCUGGUGCUGAGGGAGAACGCUUAAAAGAAUCUUCAAACAUUAAUAAAUCCUUAUCAACUCUUGGGCAUGUAAUAAUGGUUUUAGCUGAUUUAGCAAAUGGAAGGCAAAGACAUGUUCCCUACAGAGAUUCGAGGCUGACAUUUCUUCUUCAAGAUUCUCUUGGUGGAAAUUCAAAAACAAUGAUCAUUGCAAAUGUCAGUCCUUCUAUCUGCUCAGCAAAUGAAACGUUGAGCACUCUUAAAUUUGCCCAGCGUGCAAAAGUUAUUCAGAACAAUGCUGUUGUGAAUGAAAAUGCUUCGGGUGAUGUUUUCGCUCUACAACAUCAAAUACUUUUAUUAAAGGAGGAGCUCUCCAUGCUCAAGCAGCAGAAUGUCUCGAGAUCAUUAUCCUUCCGUACGAAAACUCUUGAAAAUGUUGAGCAUGAUGCUUACACUCCACAGAAAUUGCACGAUAAUGAAGAAAUGCAGAGUGUUAGAGUUUCAAAUAAACAGCUUAAAUUAAUUGAGUCAACAUUAGCUGGUUCAUUUCGAAGAGAAAAAAUGGCCGAAGUUGCUCUGAGGCAUCUUGAAGCAGAAAUCGAGCAGCUCAACCGCCUGGUUCGUGAAAGAGAAGAAGAUACUCAGUGUUUGAAAAUGAUGAACAAGUUUCGGGAAGAUAAAAUUUAUAGGAUGGAAGCACUUAUGAAUGGGCUGAUUCCAUCAGAAUCAUAUCUACUUGAGGAGAAUAAUGCUUUAUCUGAAGAAAUAAAGUUACUUAGGACAAAGGUUGAUAUAAAUCCUGAAGUGACCCGUUUUGCCGUAGAAAAUAUAAGGCUCUUAGAACAACUGAGGAAGUUUCAGGACUUUUAUGAGGAAGGAGAAAGAGGUCUUUUAUUGACUGAAAUAUCAGAGUUGCGAAAUCAGCUUGCACAAAUGCUUGAUGGGAAGUUCCAGCAAGAGCAACACUCAAAGUCAGACUUCAAUGUUCAGUUAAAGAGAGUGUCGCUUGAGUUAGAUGACUGCAGGAGCAGCCUAAAGUCAUGCUUGGAAAUUAAUUCAAAACUUACCAGGGAGAUAAACAGUUACAAAAUGGUAUUAAAGAACAUUGAUGAUUCAACCCUUAAUCCAAACAAUUUUGAACCUCAAGAAAUGGAUCUUUGUUUGGCUUUUCCCGCAGAAGCCCCUUGUUCAUGUGACAGAAAGCAUGCUGAACAAGUUGUGUAUCUGGACCUGGAGAUAGACUUACUAAAGACGAUGUUUGCAGAAGAGAAAUCAUCUCGCAUUGAGGCAGAAGAAAGAGCAGUUCUUGCGGAGACUGAGCUAGGCAUAGCUAAUGAAAAGCUCCUGCAGAUUAGCAAGGGAGAUGAUGCAACAAUAGACAAAUUGAAGGAAGCAAGAUCUGUCAUUGAAGCCCUUGAAUCCCAACAAAUCCUUUCAAUAAAUGAACUUGAGGAACUGAGAGAGAAUAACAAUCAACAAACGGAUGCCUUGAAGAAACAGGAGCAGCAGAUCUCCACAAUGAGGAACCAGCUUGCUUUGCGCAUUGAUGUAGGGAAUAGAAAAUCUAUUGCACAUGGAACUUUGAAAAAAUGUUACCCUGAAAGUGAAUGUUCUUCUCCUUUGCAGGAGAAACUGAAAAGAGUGCAAGCUUCUCUUGAAAAAGCAUGGAACCUUAACAAGAGGUACCAAAGUGAUCAAGCUUCUCACACAUCUAAUGAAAGAGAAAUGGAUGAAGUCCGUAGGCAGGUUGAAGCUGAAACUGCGGAAGUUAUUGUGUGCCUGCAAGAGGAGCUUGCCGCACUUAAUCAAUUAGUUGAUGACUGCAACAAAAAUGAGUUGCUGGCCAACCAACGCUUAAUGGAUCUUGAAAAUGAUAGGAAAGAGCAAGAUGAUAAAAUCUACUGUUUAACGCUAGAAAAUACAAGGCUUGCUAAAUUUGCUGAAGAGAAAGAGCAAAAUGCGAGGUCAAUCAUGGGACAUUGCGAGGAACUAGCAUUUGAAAUUUCAGAUCUACUUGAGAACGGGAAUGCACAACUCGAUUAUGCUACUUAUGAGGCUGCUUCUAUUUCUGAUAUUUGCUCUCACAAAAGCUGGAUCUGUGAGCAAUUUGGAAAAAUUUUUAGGGGCAUCUCUAAAAGAGAUUCUUUAAUUGAAGAACUACAGAAGAAUUUGCAGGAUGCAUGCAAUGUAAAGCAUGAUAUGGAGUCAAAAUUGAGGUCCUUGAGAGGAGCAACACUGGCUAUAACUGAAGCACAGCAGCAAGAGAACUGUGACAAAGAAAGUAGAAUUCUCCAUUUAACUUCACUAUUAGCUGAGAAAACGUCUAUAAUAUCUGAAUUAGAAAAAAAAGUUGAGGAAACUGAAAAAAAGGUUAGGAAAGUUGAGAUGUGCGCUGCAAUUUUUUUCAGUACUAUAAACAAAUUAUAUGAGAAAAAUAAGGUUCAUCUUCAAGCAUUGGAUGAGGCCAACUUGAAGCUUAUAGAAUCAGAAAAGUUAAUUCUGCAAAAGGAUGCUAUCAUACAAGAAGGCAAAGGAUAUCAAGAUCUGAGAGCACAGCUAGGGCAAAAUUAUCAGCAGGACAAUUCUGUAGAAGUGCAACAUGAUAUGUAUUUAGAUACCAUUUGGAAGAAUGAGGAGGAAAACAUCAUUACGCCAGGUACUUCUUGUGUUCUUGUAGAAGCGAAGAUGAAGCUUAAAGAAUUUCAUAUGCGAAUGAGUACACUGAAAUCUUGUAUGCAUGAAUAUGCCGAAAAAGAAAACAAUCCAACUGAAGCAGACAGCCUCGGGAAGCACUCUCUUGAUGAUGCAGGCUUCAAUUAUGAGAACCAGAUUAACAUUGAGUCUAUUCAAGAUACUAACAUCAGCGUGCAAAAGAAUGCUGAAAGAAUACAAUAUAUGAUUGAGAAUCAUGGCAGCAAAAAUAUACUUGAAAGGGAGAAAACCAUUGAAAUUUUACGAAAGGAAAUAGAAUCAGCUCUUCAAAGCCUAAAGGACGUGCAGUCUCAAAUGGUUGAAAUGUUUGAUGAGAAAGAAGAGAUUAAGAAGUCCAUGUUACUCAGCCACGAUAGCAUCAAAGGUUUGACAGCUGAAGUUCAUCAGUUGAAUUCAGAGAUUCUUAACAAAGAAAAAGAGUUUGAAUUUGAGUUGCUCCAAUUGGAAGAGAAACUACGAACAGUUGAGGGGAAUGCAAUGGCAUUUAAUUGCAUCUGGAGGAAAGAAAAGGAGCAGGACCUGGAGCUCGAGAUUAGUGAAGUGAAGGCUGUUUCUGCUCACAAAAGAGAUGAGAUAUCCAAUCUUCUCAUUAAGAUUGAGGAGGGUCAGGAAACCAUGCGAGAAGCUGAUGUUGUGGUGAAUACAUUGAUGGAAGCCAAUAGGAUUGCUAACCUUGAGAUUGACAGGCUCAAGAAAACUGAGAUCUCUCUAUGCCAUGAGAAUUGUAAUUUAGCUAGCAAGUUGCAUAAACUCCAAGCCUCCCUUGAUGAAAAGGAUGAAAACCUUGAGCGCAUUCAGAUGAACUUCAAGUCAAAUAUUAUGGAAGCGAUGGAUUUAGUUCUUGCAGUGGAAGAUCAUUUCAUGGGUCUAAAAGAUGCUUUUGUUAAGAAUUUCACCUUGAUUAACCAUGACCUUGAUGGGCUAAAGUCUUGGAUGCUCCAACAUAUAGAGUCAAGGAUGUGCUUAGAAGAGAUUUGGUUGGAUUUCAUAGGAAAAGAUUGUGCUGCUUCUGUUUUACAUCUCUGCCAUGUGGGGGUUUUGUUAGAGAGAAUAACUGGAUUGAAUGGAGAGAUCUGCUUCCUUCAAAAUGGGCUGUUGGAGUCUAAUUCUUUAGUUACUAAUCUAAGAGAACAAAAUAUUAAAUCCAACAAGGAAGUUCAGAUGUGCAGUGUUCUUAAAGGCAAGCUAUUAUUAGAUAUCAACAACAGUUUCACUCGGAUCACCAAGAAAGAAAAUGAAACCUCGGAAUUCAGUGCCAAACUAAACUCUUUUGAAAAGAAAAUUGUGGAUUUACAGUUCAUGGAAGAGACCAUGCUGGAAAAAUCAAAUGAUAUUGGUCAUGAACUUGAUGUUUUAAGGGACGAGUUGAUUGCUGCAAACAAAGAAAUUGCUUUGAGAGCUGCAGUUCAGGAGAAACUUAUCAAAGAAAAUGAAGAGGCAAAUGGACGACUUGAGGAGUUGUCAUUACUGCUAAAGGAGGUUCAGGUUACCAAUAAAACCUUGAGAGAUGAGCUUGACAUGGAAUCUAAUGAGAAAUUUAAGGUCACUGAGAGAUUGGUGAUGGAGCUGUUUAACAUGAAUAUUUCGCUGGAUCAGCAAAAGCAUCUUCUUGAGGAUUUGCAGGAAGAAAUGUAUUGCAUCAAAUAUGAAAAGGAUAACCUUGAAUCUCAUGUGUCUACCUUGAAUGAGAAGUUGAACCUUGUUGAAGAAAAUGAAGCUAUUGCUGCUGAGCAGCUGGAGAAGCUGUUUAUGGAGAAUGAGCAGCUGAAAUUAAGACUAAUGGAGAUGUCAAUUGCGCUCAAUGAACUUCAUGGAAAAUAUGUAGUAAUAUGCAAAGAUUCAGAUCAUGUUAAAACCAUAGCUGUAGAGAGGUUACAGAAGGUGUUGCUUGAUGUAAGUAUCUUGCUUGGGGAAAGAGAUCAUCUUGUUGAGGAAUUGCAGAAGGACAUAUCCAGAAUUGCACAUGAGAAAGACGAGUUUGAAUCAGAGGCUUGCACAUUGAAAGAGAAGAUGAAAAUAGCAAAUCCCAUCGCUGAAACAAACGAGACUCUUGUAACAGAAGCUCCACAAAGGAACCUAUUAAUGGAGAAUGAGCAGCUGAAGUUACAUGUAGAGCAUACGUCCAGGAGUCUUCAUGAGGUGCAGGCUAUCAAUCGAAAUCUCCACGAACAGUUAGAGGAUAAAAUGAUUUCUUCUGAGAUUUUGCAAAAAGAGCUGCUUGAUUUAAAUACUUUGCUUAGCAAAAAAUGUCAUAUUCUUCAGGAGUUUCAGAAUGAGAUAAAUGUAAUCACUCAUUCAAAAGAACAGCUUGAAUCUCAAGUUUCUAUCUUGAAAGAACUGCUGGAGAUGGCAGAAUCCGUUGCUGAAGUGAACGAAGCUGUUGCUAGAGAAGCUCGGCAGAUUGCAGAGGAAAGAAAAACUUAUGCUCAGGCUAAAGAAGAAGAGGUUAAACUGUUAGAGAGGUCAGUUGAAGAGCUUGAAUGCACAGUUAAUGCUUUGCAAGAGCAGGUAAAGAUUGUGAAAGAGGAAGCUGAAAGGCAAAUACUACAACGAAAUGAAUUGGACAUGGAAGAAGAGGCAGUGAGAAGUUCUAAUAAUGUCUGGAAUGUAACUGAGACUGGACAUUUCGAUCUUUCUAGGCAUCUUAAGGAAAAACUAACUGAACUAGAGGAUGCUCAACAUAUUAUUCAACUUCUUCAAAAGAAGGUGGCGGAUAAGGAUUUAGAGAUUGUCCAUUGCAAAUCAAUCAUAUCAAAACUGACAUCCCUAAAGUCGUGGGCGUGGGUAGGCAAAGCUCGCCAGCGCAGAGCGUGGGUACCCAAUGGGUGCUCAACCAGGACCCCAUGUAGGGCUCUGUUAAACUCUAGAAUCGCAUUCUUCUAUAUAGCUCUAGAAUCACAUUCAUUUAAUUCUCUUAGUUGGCUAAUAAAAUAUGAGGAACUAUACCUUAUUGAACCGUACACUUUUCUGGCUGCUCAGAUUGUCCAUUACAAAUCAAUCAUAUCAGAACUGAACUUGCAUGCAGAAGCACAGUCAAGUGAAUACAAGCGGAAGUUUAAGGAACUUGAGGCCAUGGCAUUCCAUGUCAAAAGCGAGCUAGUAAACCCCAACACUGCAAGUCUGACAUCAACGAAGCCUGAAAAAGGUUCAGGAAAAUCUAGGGGCUCCGGUUCUCCUUUUAAAUGUAUAGGGUUGGGACUAGCACAACAAAUCAACAACGAGAAGGAUGAGGAGCUAAUUGUUGCGAGAAGCAAGAUCGAAGAACUUGAAGCUUUAGCUGCAAACCGACAAAAACAGAUUUUUAUGUUGAAUAUACGCUUAGCAGCAGCUGAGAGCAUGACCCAUGAUGUUCUUCGAGAUUUACUGGGCAUCAAGUUGGAUAUGUCGAAAUAUGCAAAGAUGAAUGAGAGAUCUCCGUCAGAUAAUGUAGUCGAGGAAAAGGAUGAGGAGUGGGGAAAGCUGAAAAAGCAAGUUGAUGAAUUUGUUGAAGAGAGACAAAGGUUGCUUGAAGAAAUAAAUCAAAGACACAAAGAAUUAAUGGCCACACAAAUUAGUUUGGAGAAGCUUGAAGAGCAUGACAAAUUGCUUUCUACCGAAAAUAAAUUGUUGAAGGUUGAUAAUGUCAAAUACAAGAACAUUAUCAUGGAACUCGAAGAGGAAUUGGAAAAAUCUCUCUAGCCAGAACAAUCUCCAACAGUAUAGUUCCUUUCAAUUUUACUUAUAAAGGAACUGAAGCACGAUUAAUGGACAGAGUAUAAUCUUGCUGCCCACCGACAAGCUGAGUAAUUUCUCGUUGGCCUCUUACAAUCGAAUUUUUUGGCCAACUAAUUUACACUUUCUUUUGUUCUUUGAUUUGUGGUUAACCUCUUUUCCUGGAGGUUGGACGCAGUGAAAAUGUAAAGCAGUAUUUUUUUUUUUUUCAUGACUUUUCACAAUAAUAAUUCUGAUAUUAAUGUUGACAAAUCUAAUAAGCUGCAAUAUCUUAUUCAAAGAAGAGUUGCACCUCAUUAAUAGAUUGGCUUGUCAAUAUGUAAGGUAGUAGAUCCUGAAUUGUAAUUGGAUGAA
This is a messenger RNA of Dendrobium catenatum, 8226 nucleotides long. RefSeq names its product kinesin-like protein KIN-12F. Lineage: Eukaryota; Viridiplantae; Streptophyta; Magnoliopsida; Asparagales; Orchidaceae. Gene Ontology annotation, biological process: microtubule-based movement. The record is from RefSeq and is a predicted model, not a curated record. The transcript is spliced from 34 exons. Bases 1 to 7839 code for a protein of 2612 amino acids. Gene Ontology annotation, molecular function: microtubule binding; microtubule motor activity; ATP binding.